CUCAAAUGUAACGGAAGUAGUAAAGCAUCACGGGAAAACACGUGUGGAGCUGUGCCGUAAACUCGCACGAAAACCCAGUCGGUUGAUGCUUUCAUCAGGCUCUUCCAAAUAAUCACCAUGGCCUCCAAAAACACUGUAAGCGGUGACGACCGCUUCUCGAAGGUCCAGAAGGACCCUCGCUUCUGGGAGAUGCCCAGCAGAGAGCGCAAAGUCAAAAUCGACAAGCGUUUCAAGUCCAUGUUCCACGACGAACGCUUUAAACUGAAGUAUACAGUCGAUAAACGCGGCCGACCCGUCAACCAGACGUCCACCGAGGACCUCAAGCGCUUCUACAAGCUCUCUGACUCCGAGCAGUCAGACGAAGAAGAGGAGAACGAGCAGACGGAAAAGCCCAAGAAGGAACAGAAAGUGAAAAAGGCUGAUGAGGAACCUCAGGUUGAGGAUGAAGAAGAGAGCGAUGAAUCUGAAGAGGAGGCAGACACCGAGAAGAUCCCGAAGACAAAAGAAGCUAAGAAAACGAAAGAGCCGCUGGUAAAGGGAGUGAGAGUGUUUGAAGAAGAUGAGGACGAGGAAUCUGGUGUUGAAGAGGAGGAGGAGGCUGAUGAAGAUGACGAGAGUGAGUCAGGUGAUGACAGCGACAAUGGACCCGAUCUGGCUCGAGGGAAGGGUAACAUUGAGACCAGCUCUGAUGAAGAUGAUGAUGAUGAUGAGCUGGAGGAAUGUCUGCGCCAUGAGGAAGAGGAGAUUGAGCAUGACUGGGGAGAGAUGUGGAAAGAUGCUCCACGCAGUGACAACACUUCCCGACGCUUGGCGGUUUGUAACAUGAACUGGGACAGACUGAAAGCUAAAGAUCUUCUGGCUCUCUUCAGUUCGUUUAAGCCCAAAGGAGGCGUGGUGCUGUCUGUGACGAUCUAUCCGUCUGAGUUGGGGAAGGAGAGGAUGAGUGCAGAACAGACUCAGGGUCCGCUGGAGCUCACCGGCCUCCCGGAGGACCCUGAUGCCGACACAGACGAGCAAAGGGUCUACCGAGAGAAAGUGCGAGACUAUCAGUUCAAGCGUCUGAGGUAUUACUACGCCGUGGUGGAGUGCGACUCCGUCGAAACAGCAGCAAAGAUUUACGAGGAGUGUGACGGCUACGAGUACGAGAGCAGCUGCUCGAUGAUCGACCUGCGGUUCAUCCCUGACGACGUGACGUUUGACGGCGAGCCGAAAGACAGAGCCACUGAUGUGGAUUACAGUUCCUACAAGCCCAAACUCUUCACAUCGACGGCCACCACCACAGCCAAGGUCGAGCUGACGUGGGAUGAAACGGAUCACGACCGGGUCACGGCUCUCUGCAGGAAGUUCAAUAAGGACGACCUGUUGGACAUGGACUUCAAGGCUUACCUGGCCUCCUCCAGUGAGGAAGAGGAGGAUGAGGAAGAGGCAGAGCAACAGACAGAAGCUGAGCCUCUUCCGGAGGAGAAAAAGAGCAGUAAAGAGAAGAAGAGCACAGAGCAGAUCGCUAAAUACAGAGAACUACUGAAGAGCUUUCAGGACAAAGACAAGGAGAAGGAUGACAGCAUGGAUAUGGAAGUCACAUGGGUACCAGGACUGAAGGAAACGACUGAGAAGCUUGUGAAGAAGAAAAUGGAGGGCAAAGAUCAGCUGACUCCGUGGGAGCAGUACCUGCAGAAGAGAAAGGAGAAAAAGAAAGAGAAGAGGAAAGGGAAGAAGGAAGCAGCGGAGGCGGAGCCUGGGAUCAGUGAUGAUGAACUUCCUGCUGAUGUUGACCUCAGUGACCCCUUCUUCAAAGAAGAGCUCGGCUCGACAGCAUCCCUGAAAAACAAGAAGAAGAACAGGAAGAAGGAUGAAGAGAGGACACCAGAAGAACAGGAAGAGCUGGAGAGACGGAGGGCUGAGAUGGAGCUGCUGAUGGACGACGAAGAAGACGACAAGCACAAACAUUUCAACUACGCCAAGAUCGUAGAGCAGCAGAACCUGAGCAAGAAGAAGAGGAAGAAACUCCUGAAGAGCAACACGCCACUAGAGGAGGACGACUUCCAGGUGGACGUUCACGACUCACGCUUCCAGGCCAUGUUCACGUCCCAUCUCUACAACCUGGACCCGUCCGACCCGGCCUACAAGAAGACCAAAGCAACGCAGAGCAUCUUAGAGGAGAAACAGAGACGCAGAGAGGAGCGACAGCACAGCCAGGAGGAGGCGCAGGAGAAGGAUGGAGCAGAGGCGCCGUCAUCCUCCACUAAAGUCAUGGACCCCAGUUUAUCACUGCUUGUCAGAUCCAUCAAGAACAAAACUGAACAGUUUCAAGCUCGCAAGAAACAAAAGACAAAAUGAUUCUCAUAACAAGAGACUCGAGUCUCAACUCGAGUUGGUUUUCUGGAGUCUUUGUGUGUUACUUUAGUGACUGAUUUGUGCUUGGAGACAAAAUGUUUUGAUAAUAAACAUCAUACUUUCUCCCAGUUCAAAAUUUUUGCUUCAGACUUUUGUAAUUGACCGGCCAUUUUUGGAUGAACACGUCAAGGCUUUGUUUACACCGCACACAAAAUCUCAUGAUCUGCUGCUUCAGACCGGUGUGUCUAGAUCGGUCUGACAUAGCUAAUUUGUGUAGAUUCAGCGAGUUUUCAAAAUUGAUAGAGGAGG
Messenger RNA from Sinocyclocheilus rhinocerous, 2643 nucleotides. Its product is annotated as ESF1 homolog. NCBI's taxonomy places the organism in Eukaryota, Metazoa, Chordata, Actinopteri, Cypriniformes, Cyprinidae. Gene Ontology annotation, molecular function: RNA binding. Gene Ontology annotation, cellular component: nucleus. The transcript is spliced from 13 exons. The record is from RefSeq and is a predicted model, not a curated record. The coding region runs from base 118 to 2337 and encodes 739 amino acids. Gene Ontology annotation, biological process: rRNA processing.